AUGGAAUCUCAAUCAAGAAAAUCGUCUACUUUGCGGACGCUUUCUGGAAUUUGGAAUGGGACUCUUGGCUCGUCUUCUGAUUCCAUUGCUGGUGUUGACCGAAAGCACAACACACGUCCUAAGCAUGUAAGGAGUUCGUCUACAAAAAUAUAUCCGAUUAAGACUGAAAUGAACGGAAGCUCUCCUCAAGGAAGUACUUUGUCUAGCCCAGUUGUCUCGCCCUCCUCACGGUCAAUUACAGAGACGAAGUCAAGUCCUCCUCUUCACGCACCAAUAGCUAGAUCUAGUACUUCUUUAGAAGGCGGUAUUGGAAAACGAGUUUCAUCCAAGUUUGCCAAAUAUCUUUCACAAACAGAUGAUGCUUGGGGUUUGUCUAACGUGAUUACUCCGAAAUCACUUUGUAAGUCUGCCAGAUCGUCUACACCUACGUCUUCUGGUCGGAGCGUUUUUCCAAGAGGAGGACAAGACCCUACCUAUUCGAGGACGAUGCCUUCAUUUAGCAGAGCUUCCUCCUGUCAAUCUACUCCACGUUCGGUCGAAGUGGAAAUUGCAGAAGCAAACGCACAUAUUUCUCGUAUAAAGAAGUUUAUACGAAUUUUAGAUGCCCCUGUGGUUGAUUUAAAUGCUUUGAGAACUUUGGCAUGGAAUGGUAUACCCGCCCAGUUACGACCUAUCGUUUGGAAGUACUUGUUAGGAUACCUGCCGUGUAAUGCCUCUCGUCGCGAUUCAACAUUACAAAGGAAAAGAGAUGAGUAUUUAAGUGCAAAGGACGCCAAUUUUCGCACUGGGUCGGAUCUGUCUGUUCUUGAUCAGAGUAUUUGGCGUCAAAUCGUCCUUGAUGUUCCUCGUACAAACCCUUUUAUACCCCUUUAUCAAAAUCCCGUGACCCAAAGAAUCCUUGAACGCAUACUUUAUGUUUGGGCUUCACGGCACCCUGCAAGCGGUUACGUUCAAGGUAUAAGUGAUCUUGUAACUCCAUUUUUCCAAGUCUUCCUUUUCGAAUAUACUGAUGAUAACGAACCUAUGACUUAUGACGUUUCUCUUUUUGAUGAACCUACACUCAACAAUAUAGAAGCCGAUUCUUACUGGUGCCUCUCCAAAUUAUUAGAUGGAAUCCAAGACAAUUAUAUUCAUGCUCAACCAGGAAUCCAUCGACAAAUCAAUAACCUUCGCGAACUAACAUUACGAAUAGAUGAGCCUCUUGUUGCGCAUCUCCAGGCAGAGGGUGUGGACUUUAUGCAAUUCAGUUUUCGUUGGAUGAAUUGUCUUUUGAUGCGUGAGUUAAGCAUUACAAACAUUAUUCGUAUGUGGGACACAUAUUUGGCCGAAGGAACACAAGGAUUCUCGGAAUUUCAUUUGUAUGUUUGCGCCGCCUUUUUGGUUAAAUGGUCCAUAGGGUUACAACAGAUGGAAUUCCAAGACAUAUUAAUGUUUUUACAGUCAAUCCCUACUGACAGCUGGACUGUCAGUGAUAUCGAAGUUUUACUUUCUGAAGCAUUUCUUUGGAAGUCGCUAUAUAGUGGAGCGGGUGCCCACUUGAGACGAUAA
This is a messenger RNA of Schizosaccharomyces osmophilus, 1548 nucleotides long. RefSeq names its product Rab GAP Gyp1 (gene gyp1). Gene Ontology annotation, molecular function: GTPase activator activity. The record is from RefSeq and is a predicted model, not a curated record. Bases 1 to 1548 code for a protein of 515 amino acids. The transcript has a single exon. Gene Ontology annotation, biological process: activation of GTPase activity. NCBI's taxonomy places the organism in Eukaryota, Fungi, Ascomycota, Schizosaccharomycetes, Schizosaccharomycetales, Schizosaccharomycetaceae. Gene Ontology annotation, cellular component: Golgi apparatus.